AUGCCCCCAAGGCCAUCAAAGCGCUCCAAGAACGAGGCCAAGGCCAAGGCCGCCGCCGUCGCCGUCAAGGCGCCGGCCGGCCCUCUCCCUCAGAGCCGCCUGUUCGCUCCUUUCCGUGCCCUCGGCUUCGUCUCCGACGACGUCCCCUUCUCCAUGUUCGUUCACACCCCGAAGGGUGCCCUCGCAAAGCCCACGAUCCACAUUGUCUCCAGCAUCGGCAGGAGCUGGCUCAUGUGGGAUGCUGAGAGGAUGACGCUGCUGUUUGCUGGUCCCGAUGCCGGCGCUCCCAUCACCAGCAUUGCUCAGACGGGAACCGAGGUGUUCGCCGCGGCUGGAUCCCGAGUGAUCAAGUACCUCCGUGGCAAGGAGACUGCUGUGUACGAUGUCCCAGACGGAGCCGCUGUUGGCAAGAUCCUCAUCUUCGGCGAGCAGCUGGUCGCGCUCAAGCUCGACGGCACUGGCUUGUUCGUUUGGAACAUUGCCUCGACAGAACUCGACAACGAGAUCCAGUUCCACUCGACAUUUACCGCGACGACGCUCAUGCACCCCGUCACAUACCUCAACAAGAUCCUCGUUGGCAGCAAGGAGGGCGAGCUUGCUCUGUGGAACAUCCGCACGGGCUCUCUUAUCCACACCUUCCCCUCGUUCACCCCUUCGGCCCCGUCCCCUGUCACGACGAUUGUCCAGUCUCCUGCAGUCGACGUCGUCGGUGUCGGCUACCUUGACGGUGCUAUCCGCGUCAUGGACAUUAGGGACGCCGAGCUGGUGAUGCAGAUGCGCAUGGACCAGGGCUCUAUCGAGGGGCUAUCUUUCCGCAUGGAUGGACCUCCCAUUCUGGCGUCGUCUUCAUCAACUGGCACACUCGCAAUCUGGGACCUGAGCAAGGGUGGACGAGUGCUGCACAUCGCUCGCAUGGCACACGAGCAGAGCGUAACCGGGUUGGAAUGGGUGCAGGGACAGCCGUUGUUGGUCAGCAGCAGUCCAGACAACAGUGUCAAGCAAUGGGCAUUUGACGCACCUACCAACGCACCACGACUGCUCAAGUUCCGCACUGGUCACCAUGCCCCUCCAUCUACCAUCCGCUACUAUGGUGAGGACGGCAAGCAGAUCUUGACGACUGGGCGUGACCGCGCACUACGAUACACCAGCGUUGUGCGUGACUCCCGGAGUCACGAGCUGUCGCAGGGAUCGCUCAUCAAGAAGGCCAUCGGCCUCGGCGUCUCGGCUGAUGAGCUCAAGUUCCCGCCCAUCAUCGCUCUCUCGAGCUCGUCCACCCGCUCCAAGGACUGGGAGGAUGUUCUCACCGCGCACGCCGAGGACUCGACCGCACGAACAUGGCGCGUUCAGGACAAGCGCCUGGGACAGUCCGAGUUCGAGCUGGAGGACGACGGCGCAGUGCAGGCGGUGUGUGUCACGGCCUGUGGCAACUUUGGAUUGGCCGGUUCCUCCACUGGCGAGAUCAGGAUGUGGAACAUGCAGUCCGGCAAGGAGCGCAAGUCAUUCGCGCUUUCUGGCCCCGCACCGGGCGACAGCAAGCCCAAGAUCAUUCAGCAGAGCAAGCCCAAGAAGGCCGUGACGAAGACGAUCAAGAAGAGCAUUGAGGCGGUCGUUGGCCUGGCGACGGACGCGUUGAAUACGACCGUUAUCGCCGGCACGCUUGAGGGCAAGCUGUACUUCUUCGACUUCCACACCACGCAGCUGCUCCACACUGUUCAGCUCGACUCGUCGAUCACGGCCAUCGACCUGAACCGCGACAGCGGUCUGCUGGCGGUGAUCUGCGACGACUUGGUUGUGCGCCUUAUCGACAUUGAGACCCGACGAGUGGUCCGUGAAUUGAGAGGGUUCCGCGGUCGUAUCCUCGACACGACGUUCACUCCCGAUUCGCGCUGGCUCAUUGCGACGUCGCUGGACUCGGUCAUCAGGACGUUUGACAUUCCCAGUGGAAAGUUGGUCGAUGCGUUCCGGUCAUCGUCGAUCGCGACAAGUGUGACCUUCUCGCCCACGGGUGACUUCCUCGCCACCGCUCAUGUAGACAGCUUGGGUGUGCAUCUCUGGGCCAACAAGGCGCAGUUCUCCGACGUCGCCUUGCGACACAUCCCCGAGGACGAGGACGUCCCAGAAGUGGCGCUGCCAACAGUCCAGGGUGUUGAUGACGAGGCCCUGGAAGGACUCGAGCCCGUCGGUGCACCAGAAUACACCGACAUCUACACCACACCCGACUUCCUCUCCGAAGGGCUGCUCACGCUCUCCCUCCUCCCGCGGUCAAGGUGGCAGACGCUGCUCAACCUCGAGACGAUCAAGGCACGCAACAAGCCCAAGGAGCCUGUCAAGGCGCCCGAGGCGGCACCCUUCUUCCUCCCGACAGUUUCUGGGCUGGAGCCGCGGUUCGACGUCUCAGCCGCACAGGCAGGCAGCGAGGACCCAUUCUCGGCCCGCCUGCCACCGUCGGCGUCCUUCCUCGAGAGCGAGUUCACACGGCGGCUCGCACGCGAGGACGAGGACGGCGACUACUCGGCCUUCUUCGAGUACAUGAAGGCGCUUUCCCCGUCCGCGGUCGACCUCGAGAUCCGCUCCCUCGUGUCUCUCGACCACCUGGCCGCCUUCCUCGCCGCGCUCAUCGGCCGCCUCCGCUCCCACCGCGACUUUGAGGCAGUUCAGGCCUUCAUGACCGUCUUCCUCUCGGUCCACGGCGACGUACUGAUCGCCAACCCCGAGCUCCGUGACCUCCUCGAGCGCCUCCAGGCCGAGCAGAAGAAGGAGUCGAACCGUCUCCUCGAGCUCAUCUCCUACUCGAUGGGCACGCUCUCCUUCCUCCGCGGCUAG
Messenger RNA from Vanrija pseudolonga, 2823 nucleotides. RefSeq names its product U3 small nucleolar RNA-associated protein 21. Gene Ontology annotation, biological process: rRNA processing. Gene Ontology annotation, cellular component: Pwp2p-containing subcomplex of 90S preribosome; small-subunit processome. Gene Ontology annotation, molecular function: protein binding. The transcript has 8 exons. Bases 1 to 2823 code for a protein of 940 amino acids. The record is from RefSeq and is a predicted model, not a curated record. Lineage: Eukaryota; Fungi; Basidiomycota; Tremellomycetes; Trichosporonales; Trichosporonaceae.